AUGAAGAUAAUAUUUCGAUCGCACGAGCUCUGGGAUAUCGUCGAAAAUGAUGUCGAAACUUCGGCGAAGAAGGAUGAAGAACUCAUUGUAGCUGAGAGCAAGCUAUUGAAAGAGAAUAUAGUCAGAGAUGCGAAGGCACUUGGAAUCAUUCAAGGGGCGGUUUCUGAUCAGAUCUUUCCGAGAAUCACCAUCCAAGAGACUGCAAAUGCUACUUGGAAUGUACUGAAACAAGAAUUUGUGGGAGAUAAACAGUAUGAUAGUAUUGCUUCUGUUAUCGAGAAUACUAAGGAUCUAGACACUGUUGAUGUUCAAGAUGUUGUGGCUAUUCUAAAAGGGUAUGAACAAAGAAUUGAUAGGCAUGAUGAGGCUCACACUGAGAAGGCUUUUGUUAGUCUCAAUAUUACUCCAAAGCAAAAUAAGUACAAUGGAAAUCAGGGGUUUAAACCACAAAAGAAUUGGAAGUCAAAGUGGAAGAAAGGAGAUAACAAACCUGUAAAUCAAGCUGGAAAAGCUGUAAGUACCUCUGAAGGAGCUAAGAAUCCUUGCAUACAUUGUGAUAAGUUGCAUUUUGGAGAAUGCUGGUUCAAAGACAAACCUAGGUGCCAUAAUUGUCAUAAACUUGGGCAUAUUGCAAAGGACUGUCGUGGCAAGAAGGUAAAUCAACAUGCAGACUUUGUGAAUCAAGUCAAUGACACUCCUACAAUGUUUUAUGUCUGCAAUAAUGCCACUGUGAAGAAAUGUGAAGACACAUGGUAUGUAGACAGUGGGUGUAGCAAUCAUAUGACUGGAAAAGAAAAAUUGUUGGUUGAUAUUGAUAGAACUAUGACUACUAAGGUUGAGAUGGGCACUGGUCAGCUUAUUGAGGUCAUAGGGAAAGGCAAUCUAGCAGUUGAAACCAAAAUGGUGAAAAGAUAUAUCAAGGAAGUGAUGUUAGUUCCAGGUUUACAAGAAAAUCUGUUCAAUGUGGGACAGAUGAUGGAACACGGUUGCUUCUUGGUGUUUGGUGGUACUACUGCAGCUAUAUAUGAUGAUGAAUCUAUGUCAAACUUGAUAGCCAAAGUACCAAUGAAAGGAAACAGAAGUUUUCCCAUGAGACUUCAAUCUGGAAUGCAGAUGGCUCUAAAAGCUAAUAUCUAUUUCUUGAUAAACAAGUCUGAGGUAUUUGAUAUCUUCAAGAAAUUUAAGGCCACAAUUGAAUUUGCAAAGUGGUUAUCAGUUGAAAAGGUUGAGAAGUGA
This is a messenger RNA of Malus domestica (apple), 1236 nucleotides long. RefSeq lists its product as uncharacterized. Gene Ontology annotation, molecular function: zinc ion binding; nucleic acid binding. Lineage: Eukaryota; Viridiplantae; Streptophyta; Magnoliopsida; Rosales; Rosaceae. The record is from RefSeq and is a predicted model, not a curated record.